Coccomyxa subellipsoidea C-169 is the source of this 384-nucleotide messenger RNA. RefSeq lists its product as hypothetical. The transcript has a single exon. The record is from RefSeq and is a predicted model, not a curated record. The annotation marks the transcript as partial. NCBI's taxonomy places the organism in Eukaryota, Viridiplantae, Chlorophyta, Trebouxiophyceae, Coccomyxaceae.
CCCAGCGGCAAUGAGAAUGGCAGGGGAAAUAAUCCGCCACCCAACAACCCACCCCCCAACAAUCCACCCCCCAACAACCCGCCGCCCAACAACCCACCCCCAAACAAUCCGCCACCGCAGCAGAACUCCAACCAGGGGAGCAGCUACAACUCGGGGAGCUCGGGGAAUCAGCAGAGGAGCUACUCACCGCCCAACAACCCACCCCCCAACAACCCACCCCCCAACAAUCCACCCCCCAACAACCCACCCCCCAACAACCCGCCGCCCAACAACCCACCCAGCACACCACCCCCGCAGCAGAACUCCCAGCGGAGCUACUCGCCCUCAAGUGCGCACUCAGCCUUGUCCAGUGCUGGUUAUGAAGUUGUUCGAAGCGGCCCAUAG